This is a messenger RNA of Fusarium sp. VM40, 933 nucleotides long. Lineage: Eukaryota; Fungi; Ascomycota; Sordariomycetes; Hypocreales; Nectriaceae. The record is from the annotation of a GenBank genome assembly.
AUGGGCUUGACAAAGGUGCUCGAAGAAGACCUUACUCUGAGGGAUGUUGUGCAAGCAAUGCGAUACAUCCGCGCUCGGAUGUUCAGCUCAGUGCCUGCAACAGGCUUCAACUCAACUCGGACGACGGAAGUGCUAAACUACCGUGCUACUACGGCUCCUCUUGUCACGGUUGGCCAUCUAAAUGCGAUUUUACUUUCACCUGGUAGAGUGGAACGGGAGCUCGCUGAGUUGAUGACAAAGGGCGUGGUGCGAAAAGUGAGAGUUGAGAGGCGUGGUGGCGGGGGCGAAGCCUUGAUAGAGACGGCCGACUACGAAGGCAUGCUUAGCAGAGCAUCGUUGAGUGAGGCAGCGAAGGACUCAUUCAAGUCCUUUCUGAAAGAAAAUCCGACCACGCAGAUACUAUAUAAUGGUGCUCUGGAUAGUAGGCAUGCCGAUGAACUUAUUCGGGCAGGCUUCCUUACAAGCUCUACACACUCAACACCAGAGAGCACCCUCGAUAUCCGGCCUGAGGACCGAACAACUCUGACGUCGAUUCACCACGUCUCACAAUUUGCAUCUGGUACCGUAUCCGCCGUGGGAGGACGUAACAUAAUUCACCUCGCAGGUGGCAGCGGUGGCGCUCCGACACUCACCCGUUCAUCGUCAACACCAUCCGGCCUCCGAAUCGCAGUGCCUGGCCACGGCCGGCACUUGAAGCUAGCAAGUGCUUCUGUGGACUGGGUGCGAGAGGCGUUGCGCCGGACUCGCUGGGGUGAAGGGCCAGAGAGCUGGCUGAAGGAGCGUUUCGAGGGAGGUGGUCUGUACGGACCGCGUUGGAAAGAGUUCUGGGGAGUUGAGUGGUCGUGGGUGUUGGGCGAGGCAGUUGGGCUGGGUGUCGUAGAGGUAUUUGAGACAGGAAGUGUAGGAAGGGGAGUGAGGGCAUUGGGAGGUUGA